Molecule: messenger RNA, 2613 nt
Organism: Purpureocillium takamizusanense
Lineage: Eukaryota; Fungi; Ascomycota; Sordariomycetes; Hypocreales; Ophiocordycipitaceae
Exons: 3
Coding region: 274-1893 (539 amino acids)
Biological process (GO): phosphatidylinositol dephosphorylation
Molecular function (GO): phosphatidylinositol-4,5-bisphosphate 5-phosphatase activity
Source: RefSeq, a predicted model, not a curated record
GUCACCUCUGAACAGUUAGUUGGUCUGCCAGUUCCCAGCCCAUCCGCCGUGCAAUAGCCGGCGCCACAGCAAGCUUUGCCCCUCCCUGCUUGGCUUUGUGCUGUCCGCCUUGAGCUGCCCGUGCGAGCGUCGGGUGCUCUUUGUCCGCUUCAAGCACAACUGAGCAACCCCCCCAAGAACCACGUUGACCCCUCCACCACCUCCACCACCACCGUGGACCGGAGACGGGAUCCUCCAAUCUACACCUCGAACUGCCGACCGCUCUUCUCGGCCAUGACGACGUUGCUGCCCGUCGACCGCGACGACGAGCCGGACAGCGCUUCAACAUCGAGCAUGUCGCCCUCGACGCUCGACCUCUUGGUCCUCACGUUCAACUGCGCCAAGAACCUGAUUAACCCGGGCGUCUUUGCCACACACCUGGCGUCGGCGUUUGGGCACAACGCGACGGAGUUGCCCGACUUGGUGGUCUUCUCGCUGCAGGAGAUUGCCCCUCUGAGCCAGGCUUUCAUCGGCGACUACUUCCUCAACCCCUACGUGGCCCGGUUCGACGAGGCCAUUAACCUAGCGGCGGCGCUGCAACAACAGCCGCAACAAGACGUGGUGUCGGUGACGCCGACAGAAGGGGGCACGAGCAACGAGAGACGGUACACGCUCGCACGGGCGCACAAUGUCGGGUACACGGCGAUCCUGCUGUUCGCGAGGGACCCCGCCCGCAUUAGGGAUCUGCAAGAGGCGGAGGUGGGCUUUGGCGCGGCAGAGAUGGGCAACAAGGGCGCCGUCGGCCUGCGAGCGCUGUACGACGCCGGCAAGGAGGGCGACGAAGCGCAGACGACGGAGCUGACGUUUGUGGCGACGCACCUGGCCGCCAUGGAGUGGAACCUGCCGCGGCGCAACGCCAACUGGGCGGCCAUCAUGAGGGGUCUGACGUUUGACAACCCGGAGGCGGUGGUGCAGCGGAUGCGCGGCCGCGAGGGCACGUCGUCGUCGUCGUCGGCGGCGGCGGCGGCGGCGGCGGCGGGGAGCUCGUCCGAAGACGAGGCCGACGACGAAGGGCAAGGAGAGGAGUCGGAGCGGCACCGCCUGUUGCACGACCACCACCACCGACGACACCUCGAGCUGCAGCGGCAGCUGCACGACAUCUCCGUCUUCAAGCCCUCGUCGCACCUGUUCGUGGCGGGGGACCUCAACUACCGCAUCUCGACGGUGUCGCCGGAGCCCAACGCCGCCUUCCCGAGCCUCGACCCGGCGUCGGAGCACUACUACCCGACCUUCUUCCCGCUGGACCAGCUGACGCGCGAGCGCGCCGCGGGGCGGACCAUGCAUGGCCUGACGGAGCACGAGGUGCGCUUCCCGCCGACGUACAAGUACGACAUCCAGGGCGGACACCACGACGGCGGCGACGAUGAAGACGACGACGCCCCCGUGCCGUGGACGUUUGCGCCGCACCGGUACCCCAGCUGGACGGACCGCGUGCUGUACCUGGACCUCCCGCCGUGGGUCAAGACCGGCGACGGUGAUGCGACGCCGCGGAUGCGCGUCCGCGGGUACGAUGCGCUGCCCGUGGUGCGCACCAGCGACCACCGCGCCGUGUUCCUGCGCGUCGACGUGCCGCUCAUCCCGCCCUCGCGCCUCGCGCCACCCGAGACGCGGUCCCCGGUGAGGGGCAGCGAGGACAGUGCGGACGCGGACGCGACCGUGAGGGCGACGGACCCGCGCGUGCGCCUGCCCGUGGAGAUUGACCCGGAGGCGUGGGAGCGGCGCAAGGCGGCGCGGCAGAAGGAGAAGCUGCUCGGCUGGAGCAUGUUCCUCUGGAGCACGCGCGAGGGCGCGCUCGUGCUUGCGACGCUGCUGGUCGCCGGCGUGGGCGGGUACUGGAUGUACAAGUGGGCGUAGGAGGGAGGGCGGUGCCGUUUCUACUUCCCUACGUCUCUCUUCCCCCCUCACUUGGCCGGUCGUGUUUGUCAUCGUGGCUUUUUUUCUUUUUCCCGUCAUCAUGUUGGUUUUCCGGCGCUCCAUAUCUGCUACGCGCGCGGCUUUUCAGCGCGGUGCGUUUCGGCGCCGUCUUUUGCAUUCAACCUGCGAGUUAGUUCUUUUUUGUUUCUGCCUCAUGGCGGUCACGAUGGAGUUCUCGAUUGGAAAGACAGAUGGCGAAUGUGAUGUGACGGGGGUGGAAGCGGUGUGUCUUUGUAAUUCCCCCUUGUUUUUGUGGCGUCUACAUGCUGGCUAUAGCGUAGAGAGGAGAGAGAGGGACACGCACGCUGUCUAGAACGAAAGACGAGAAGGAGAAGAGGAGGCAGUUCGCACGAAGGGGAAACCACCGCGGAGGACGGUUAUAAUUGUAGAGUAGGCGAGCAGACAGACAGACAGACAGACGGGUCGUCUCACGUCCCAGGAGAGGAGUCUCGUCGGGGGGUUCAAGUUUAGUAUUAGAGGAGAAGGGGGAGGGGAUGAGCUACACAUGAACGAAAGCAUGGACUUGAUACUCUUAGUUUGGGGGUAGAGGUCGGAGCGCAAACAUGAUAAGACGCCAUGAUGAGCAUGAUGAACGGGACGUAGUUCCCUACGUAGAUAAUGUAGAAGACUCCCCCCCCACCCCAAAUCUCCCCUCGCCUC